AUGGCCCUAAGCAGAACAACGCCAGCAACGCUCGACACUUGGAGAACUUUGCAGCGCCAGGUUUACGGCAUCACACAGUACCGGGGCCAGCCGCGCCUUGCUGGGACACAGUAUUAUCCUUGUCGGUCUUGGGGCGCGUGUUACCGCGCCGUCAGCAGUAUCAUCCGCACCAAGUUGCUGCUUAGUGGAAAUGUGGAAGAGAAUCACGGCCCUACAUUGAAGGGCAUGCAAUGGAACUCAGCUGGGCUAACACAGGCCAAACGCCUAGCCUUGAGUAAAAAGCUCUACGAUGAUAAUAUCACGUUCUGCAUACUGAGUGAGACAAAAAUGUCCCUCCCCCUGAGGCUGCUAGUUUUGGACCCCCUGGGUUCCAACAUUAUGGAAAUGCAGCUGGGGACCGAAGAGAGACACACUGCGUGCCUUCUACUUGGCUCUAGUGCAGGCCAAAGCAAUGUAUGGUAUAGAAGUAUGGUACUGGGACGCAUCAUCCACCUCGCGAACAACGCUUAA
Molecule: messenger RNA, 510 nt
Organism: Trypanosoma grayi
Lineage: Eukaryota; Euglenozoa; Kinetoplastea; Trypanosomatida; Trypanosomatidae
Product: BES15S03c
Exons: 1
Coding region: 1-510 (169 amino acids)
Source: RefSeq, a predicted model, not a curated record